Molecule: messenger RNA, 4333 nt
Organism: Bradysia coprophila
Lineage: Eukaryota; Metazoa; Arthropoda; Insecta; Diptera; Sciaridae
Gene: Rtnl1
Product: reticulon
Cellular component (GO): axon; endoplasmic reticulum membrane
Source: RefSeq, a predicted model, not a curated record
GCACAAAAUUGUUUUGUAAACAAAGCCAGUUGCAGCUGUAAAAUUGAUUAAUUUUUCUACAAAUUUUUUGUGUCUUGAAUCAGUGUCGUUUUAACUUAAAAUUUUGUAAAUUAUUCGUGUUAAAGGUUAUGUGUCGUGUUUGAGUCAUCACGUAUAUUUCAGUGAGUCAGAUUUUCCUAUUUCAAACGAUCUAUGAUCACCGGUUUUUUUUGUAUGCAUCGUUCGGCGGAGCAGAGAAACGAAAUAUGUGUAUGAUAGAAACAGCGCAAGUCUUUUGUUGACGAGAGAAAUUCGCUCAGUAAAUUUUUAGUCAAAGUCUUUCGUCUAACUAAACAAAACCAGUAAUACCAUUCACAAGAGAAUCUCCAAAAGUUAUAUUACCCGCUGUGCAUUAUUUGUUUGUGUGAGUGAGUGAAUAUUCUUCGGAACAUAUUGGUUGCCAAGAACAUUUCCAGAAUUAUAAUCGCGGACGGACAUCCUCUUUUUGUGCUGUGCGAAUUCUUUGUGUGCUUUCAAAUCAUCUGAAAAGAACUGUGAGAGCGAAUUUAUUGUAAAUCGAAAGAAAAGACACUCGUCGGAAUUUGCAUCAGUUUGUUUCGGAAAAUAAAACAAAUUGUCACAUCGAAAGGAAUCACAAUAUUAGUACGCAUUACACAGAAGGCUGUGAAUUAGAACGAUUGUGCAAAUUUUCGCUUAGUUUUGCGAACUUAUUUUUUUUUGUUAUUUGAAAAAUUACUGUGACGAAUUUUGAACAAUGAAUUUCGAAUCCGAAUUUACGUCUGAGUUUUCCGACGAUCACGUCAAAAAGGACCACUCCCCGAACAAAAUUCCAACUCACGAUGACUUUUUGUCCAGCGCUGCAAAAAUAUCCAACCCAGCUGAUGACUUCGAGCAUAUCGGCUCAAAAAUCGAUGCCGAAUACGAUUUGCUUGACGGUGGAUUCAAUCACGGAUAUAAAACGAAUGAAACAGCAGCUGAUUUGCUGGGUGACUUCAAAUCGAAUAUUCCACCAGCGGUGAAUACUGACCACGUCGAUCCAUUCGAUUCGUUUAACAAGACUAAAGAAUCGACAAUGGAUUUUAUGGCAGCCGAACGUAAUCAUGUACCACGUAUGAAUGCUUCACCACCAGCACCGCCAGUUGUUCCAGUCGAGGUGCCAUCAGCACCGAUGAAAACAUCAAUUUACGACGAAUUGGAAAAUGAUUACUUGAAUCCAUACGCUUCCACCAAAAAUAAUGAGAAAUUUAUUUCGUCGGAAGAUUUGCUUAGUGACUUCAAAGACGUGGCCGCAGAGGCCCGAACAAUUACACCAGAUUUCUUCAAAGAACCGGUGGAAUCGUUCGACAAACCGAAAGUGGUCGUUUUGCCGGUUCAGCCAGUCAUUCCGAAACCGGUUCAAGUGACUCCAGCUCCGGUUCCAAAACCGGUGGCACCAGUGGAAAUCAAGAAAGAAAUCAGUCAUUCCAAGGUGGAGGACAUUCCAGAACCGGUCAAGGCAACCAAACCGAAACAGAAGGAGGAAAUGAUUUCAGCUGAGGAAAUGUUUUAUAAAUUUGGUUUGGAUGCCUGGUUCAAGCCAGAACGCUUGCAUCCAAAAGUGGAAUCACUUAUCUACUGGCGUGACCCAAAGAAAUCUGGUGUCGUUUUCGGAACCGGAUUGGUAAUUUUACUGGCAGUAUCAUGCUUCUCGGUCAUCAGUGUAUUCGCCUAUACAUCUUUAUUGGCUUUGUUCGGAACCAUCGCAUUCAGAAUCUACAAAAAUGUAUUACAGGCUGUGCAAAAGACAUCAGAAGGACAUCCUUUCAAGGAUUACUUGGAAUAUGAACUAGCCAUACCGCAAGAAAAAGUAUCUCAAGUUGCUAAUGUUGGUGUAGCACAUUUUAAUGCAUUUUUGGCCGAACUUCGCCGUUUGUUCUUGGUUGAAGACCUUGUUGACUCGAUCAAAUUCGGUGUGUUACUAUGGGGUUUGACAUAUUUGGGAUCUUGGUUCAAUGGAAUGACCUUGGUUAUUCUUGGAUUCGUCGCUUUGUUCACCCUACCUAAGGUCUACGAAAACAACAAGCAAUCGAUUGACACAUACUUAGAUCUAGUCCGAAGCAAAAUCCUCGAAAUCACAGACAAAGUAAAAGCAGCUGUCCCAAUAGGAAAGAAACCGGAAAGUGAUAAGAAAGAAAAUUAAAAUUAGUUAACAAAAAAAUUUUAUUUUAUUUUUUGUAUUAUUGAUCCAUACCGAAAAUUAUAAUUUUACUUUUGAUAAAGAAGGAUGAAUCCGAUUAAUAAAACUUUUUGACAAAAAACAAAAUAUCUGAACUAAACAGAAUGGAUUGACUUUGAUUUUUUUUUAUUUUAUUAUGUUUUAAAAGAACCCACAAUUGGAAGCACGUGUCUAAUCAAUAAUCGAUAAUAAUGCUGAGAAAGAUAAAAUAAAAAAGUGUAGCGACUAAAAUGGGAAAAAAGACUCACUCCGGGUGAUUUAUUGUAUCGAGUAAUGCGCAAAUUUUGUUUUCGGUUUUGUUUUUUCUAAUUCUGAUUUUGAAAUAAUUUUUGAUCGAUUAAAAAUCGCAAGUCUUGAAUUCUCUUACACCUUUGAUAUAAAACCUUAAAAUAGAUUUCUAACGUAAUAAAUGCGUAUGCAAUGAAUAUUCUUCAUGUCCUAUUCGAUAUUAAAUUAGUGGGUAAAAAUGAAAACACUUUCGGUUUUUUGUAGUAGAACUCAGUGAAAAGAGAUAAAAAGGAUUGAAAAAUGGACCAGUCAAUUUUCGUUUCCUAAUUUUUUUUUUGUUUUAAUUUUAAUCUUUUGUUUUUUUGACUUUAACUCUUUCAUUUAUUUCAAUUUAUUUUUACUUUUACAUUGUAGUCAACAUUGUUUUAUCCGAAUAAAUUAUUAUCAUCUGACAAAUUUAUUUGUUUUAUUUCGUUUUUUGUUUCUGCCUUUCGGCGGCAGACUUUCGACCACUCGUUUCUUUCAUAUUUUUAUUUUUUACUUUAAUUUUCUCUAUUUUAAUCAGAAUUGAAUGUAAUUUUGAUUUUUUUUUAUUCUCAAAAUCUAGACGUAAAAUUUAACUUAUGGCAUAGAUUGUAGAGUAUUUAAGGACAACAAAAUGAAUAUUUAUAAUCAACAAUAAUUUUUAUUUUUAAAAGUUUUUUAAAAAAUAAAUUAAAAAUUUUAUCUUGGUUUUAGCAACACGCUUUCAAACAAAAAAAAAAUUAAAAAAUUUAUAUUAAAAAGCAGAGAUAAAUAAUUGUUAUAUAUAUGUAAAUGUGGCAAACAGAAAAAUGAAAAUCGUGAGAGCUAUAAAUAUUCAGCAUAUUUUGUCGCCUUUAUUGUAUAUUUUUCCAAUAUUUAAAAAUUUUUAGAAUAAAUUUAAUAAAAAAUGAGAAAUGGAACACAAAAAAUUUUUAUUUAAAAGAAAUAGAAAAAUGAAAAAUAUAAAUUUUCCUUAUAUUUACACCCCCUCUCCACUUCCCCUUUUAUCAAAAACUCCUUUUUGCGUCAGACAAAAAUUUGUUCUUAUUUGUGAAAUGAAUUUAAAAAGAAAAAGUUUGUUAAAAAUCGUGAGAUAAAAUCAAUAAAAUCGGUCCAUGUAAAGCUUAAAAUGAAUGAAAAAAAAAUAUUUUACGUUCACUAUAAUUAUAAUUGUUGCUUACUAUAAAUUUUGUGUAAAAAAAUGAAUUUAUUAUUUUCUUUGUCGUUGUAACAAUAUAUAUUUACCGACUUGUCUUAUAUAUAAAUGGAAUGAGUAUGUCAUUUUUUGUAAAAAUUGAGAAUUAUAAAAAAAAACCUUCAGUUCGGGAUCGUACUAUUUGAUAGUUUUUAGUGAUUUGGAAACCGGUUUUAGCUGAGAGAAAAGUAUAUUAUCGGCAAACAAAAUUUUAUAAUUAAAUAAUUAAAAUCGUCAUUUAUGAAUUAUUAUCAUUUCUUUUCUGUCCUUUUAAUCAUUUCAAUGUGUAAAAUGUAAUACAUAAAUGCAUUAAAACACACACAAUAAAAAAAGAACAUUUUUAAGGAAGAAAGAUUUAAAUAAACUUAUAAGAUUACAUUUAUUAAAAGUAAAAAAGAAAACAAUUUUGAGAAACCUAGAAAAAUUAAGAUUUAAUAUAUGGAAUAAAAAUAUAAAGUUAAAGUAAAAAUUAAAUGAAAAAAAAGAAACUAAACAACAAAAAACGCAUAUUCACUACAAUGAUCUAUAUCAAUCAUAAAAUAUUUGACAAAAAAAAAGAAUUUAGACAACAAAAAAAUUCUCUAUAUAUUCUACAACAACCAACCACUUUUUUUAGUGUUAAAAAUUCUGCUACGAAGUUUGUAAUUAAUAAAAUCAAAUAUAAAAAACUA